AUGCCGUGGUGCUCGAGCUGCUGCAAAUCUCGCGACGACGACGACGUGAGCGACAAGGAUCCGAAAUCGCCGAAUCGCACAGAUCCUUAUUCCGAAGAAGUGGAGAAUCAUUCUUACGAGUGGGACUCCUUGUAUUUCCCGACGACGUUCUGUUGUGAAGAGUCAGAUGACUCAGAGAGUUCGGAGUCAGGGGAGGAGGCGGAUGGCGAGUCCUUGCCUCUGGAAUCCUUGCUCGGGUCGUGGGCCUGUGUGGACACAUGGGGCUUGGAGGACUUCCUCAAGGGCAAUGGUGUUGGCAUGAUGGAGCGGAUGAUUGCCACGAAGGCCAAGUGGCCCCGCUGGGAAUUUUGCCGAUCCGAAGACCACAUCCUGUUUCUCAACCACGCAAUGGUCGGAGUUUUGAAGGAGGAGAUGUUCUUGGAUCGCGAGUACCAGCAGACGGAUGGAAGAGGAAAUGUGUGGGCGAGUCGAACGGAGUGGGUCGCUGAAUCGGAUGGAGCCUGUGUACUUCGAACAAGCAGAACUGGCAAGAUGGGUGCUUUCGUUGAAGAGAGGCGCAUCAAGGGAGAGACUUUGGAGUUCACUUUGAAACAAGCUUCGGGCCUGAGUUGGGGCCGGUCUUUCCGACGAGAAAGGUGA
Symbiodinium sp. CCMP2456 is the source of this 639-nucleotide messenger RNA. NCBI's taxonomy places the organism in Eukaryota, Dinophyceae, Suessiales, Symbiodiniaceae. The record is from the annotation of a GenBank genome assembly.